UUACAUGAUUCAAUAAAAUAUAUUAUAGAGGUUAUAUUAUCAAAUGCCCAAUAUUCUGAAAAUGUAGCUAUAACAACGCAACUUAGGUGCACUGAAAACAAACCAUCCGGAGAAGUGAUAAUGCUUGCUCGGGGGAGUUGGAUAAAGGAUUUCCAAAUCAAUGAUUUUAAAAGAAAGGUUAUGUCAAAAACAAAUACUGAAAUCCAUAUUUACAGUGUUGAUAAAACGAUCAAUAUGUUACCAAUAUAUCAUAAGCCUGACGCAGUAACUAAUACACAUAAUGCUGAAAUGUUUCAGGACUUCAAAGAAUUUGAUACGAUAUAUCAAGGACUUGUGUUAAAAAUUAAUUUAAGUGCAGAUGAAAAGAACUAUCUAAUUAAAAAUUUGGAGAACACCGUGUCAAAUUUACAUCAAACAGCUGUCGUAUGUUCUAGGUAA
Molecule: messenger RNA, 438 nt
Organism: Ctenocephalides felis (cat flea)
Lineage: Eukaryota; Metazoa; Arthropoda; Insecta; Siphonaptera; Pulicidae
Exons: 3
Coding region: 121-438 (105 amino acids)
Source: RefSeq, a predicted model, not a curated record